Molecule: messenger RNA, 1598 nt
Organism: Puccinia graminis f. sp. tritici CRL 75-36-700-3
Lineage: Eukaryota; Fungi; Basidiomycota; Pucciniomycetes; Pucciniales; Pucciniaceae
Exons: 3
Coding region: 252-1109 (285 amino acids)
Source: RefSeq, a predicted model, not a curated record
UUUUUUUUGAGUUGAUGACCUGGAUGAAAAAAAGCCUCCGGAAACUUCUCUCACCAUAAUCCAGAGCCAGAUUGGAGCGUUGUUGUACAAGCUUAAUUUAUUUAUUGAAGCCGAUCCUAAGCUCCUCAGCCUCGCUCCUCCUUCCCCCUUGAUGGGCUGGAGUUAUAUUCGAACGCGAAGGUUCGGUCUCUGCAUGCAAUAUUUGCAAAUUGGCGGAUUCAUACUUUGUAGAUUCCUCGAUCACGAGUAGGAUGUCAUCUUCAUCGUUGUCGCCGUUAGCUUUGAAGGCAAGUCGCGGGCCGAAGAAGGAGUCGACCAGUCUUGUUUCAUCUUGUUCUACUACUACUACCAAGUCGACCAAGACGAGCUCGACGAGUAUUAAGGGAAAGAAGCAAAGGAAGAAGCAGAAGCAGAAGAGUGUUAGUGCAGGCGCCGACGAUCAGGUCUAUUGGGACCCUCCACAGCAAUCGCAGAUCGUCCGAUCGAUAGACCAACUCAGACUCCACUCGCCCACCCAUCAUGGCUCGACCGGUGCUCUCACCAAGACACGCGAAUCUACCGACACUGCUGCCCACCCGGCUCAUCCGCCGCUCCGAACGCCCUCUCGCACGGACGAGCCGCGUACCAUCGCGUCCGUGAUCCCGGAAACGGGCAAGACAAAUUCAACCGAGCCUGAUCCGCCGGCUGAGGGCCAUCACGAUGUGGCCAAGGAGGACGUUCGGAAGCGCAAGAGGACUAACAGUACGACUACGACGACUACUACUACUACUACCACUAUGGAUCAGGCCCGGUCUAGCCCAUCAUCCUCGUCCUCAUCCCGACCACCAUCUCGAUCGGAUCAUCAACACACCCCUCCUUCGAAGAAUACCCCGAUCCUCUGCCAAUGGAACCUUCGCGAGACCGGCCGCUUGAUGAGCAAGUUCAUGGCCCAGAAAAACGCGAUCCCCGAACCCAAAUAUCUGGUCCCCGUACCCAAGAAACCUAGAUCUAGAUCUUCUCACCCUAAGAAAUACUCCAAGAAAGCCUCGCUCGCGAAUCGGUUCAGGCAUCGUCUGCCGGCCGCCUCCUCUUCUAAACCUUCAUCUAGUAAACCUGCUCGAUCGUCCUAACUCAUUCUCUUCUCUUGUCUCCUCACCCCCUAUCGAGAGUACAACUUGAAUUUUAAAAAAAAAAUCUAGAAAGUUUGUAAUAGCCCCUUCUAAAAAAUCAUUCGCACAAAUUGAAAACCGAAAGAUGGGCUCGUUUUAAGCGUGUUGUAUACCCCUUGUAAACUUCUAUACUUUGAUGCCAAGAUGAUGAUGAUGUUUUUGUUGCUUUUUUUUCGCGGACUCGUUUUAUUCCUGCUUGAUUCUUCAUUUUUUUAUUAUUAUUAUAUUCUUGCUUACUUGAUUUCAACUCUCCAAUUCUUGUGCUCUGUUAACUUGUUCUUGAAUCCCUUGAAUCUUCCGCCCUUUUACCUCGAUCUUUUUCCUUCUCUCACAUGGACACAAACCCCAAUAAAAAAAAUCGGAAAAAUGGACAAAAGAACAAAAAAAAAACAAUGGUACUCGGACUUUGUUUGUUAAAUUUGUUUUGUCUAGUGAGAUUCUUGUUGCGAU